Molecule: messenger RNA, 1827 nt
Organism: Phaeoacremonium minimum UCRPA7
Lineage: Eukaryota; Fungi; Ascomycota; Sordariomycetes; Togniniales; Togniniaceae
Product: putative replication factor-a protein 1 protein
Exons: 4
Coding region: 1-1827 (608 amino acids)
Biological process (GO): DNA repair; DNA replication; DNA recombination
Cellular component (GO): nucleus
Molecular function (GO): DNA binding
Source: RefSeq, a predicted model, not a curated record
AUGGGUGACGCAGCGAAGCAGAUCACACAGGGUGCCCUAGAGGCGUGCUUCACCGACGCGGAGACGGCUUCUAGAUUAUUUCCCGUCCCAGUGCUGCAAUGCCUUCAGAUCAAGCCCCUCGCCGCUCAGCCGAACGGCGCUGGUACUGGUGGUGAUAGGUACCGUAUCGUUCUAAGCGAUAUCCGCAACUACGUUCAGUGCAUGCUCGCGACGCAGGCGAAUCAUGUUAUUCACGAUGGUCAUUUGGUGCGAGGAUGCAUCGUGCGCAUCAAGUCAUACCAGGCAAACCUUGUCAAGGGGAAGCACAUCUUGAUCAUCCUGGACCUGGAAGUCAUUGACUCCCUUGGCACUCCCGACAAGAUUGGCGAACCGGUUGCUUUCGAGCCCAAGGAUUCUACGAACAACAGCAACACCACAAUCGGCGGCUCAGGAUUCUACGGCGCAAAGCAAGAGGAUGUGAAGCCUCAAAUUCAGAAGCAGGCUCCAGCCAGGGCCAACGGUGCGACAAACGGCAACACUGCCAUCUACCCGAUCGAGGCGCUCUCCCCGUACGCGCACAAAUGGACCAUCAAGGCUCGUGUCUCGAGCAAGUCCGAUAUCAAGACGUGGCACAAGGCGAGUGGUGAGGGCAAGCUAUUCAGCGUCAAUUUGCUCGACGAGAGCGGUGAGAUCAAGGCAACCGGAUUCAAUGAUCAGUGCGAUCAGUUCUAUGAUCUUCUCCAGGAGGGCUCAGUUUACUACAUCUCCAAUCCGGCCAGAGUAUCGCUUGCCAAGAAGCAGUUCUCCAACCUUCCGAAUGACUACGAAAUAACUUUCGAGAAUGGUACCAUCAUUGAGAAGGCUGAGGACCAGGGUAAUGUUCCUCAGGUGCGCUUUAACUUCUGCAACAUCCAGGAGCUACAGGACGUCGAGAAGGAUGCUACGGUUGAUGUCAUUGGUGUUCUCAAAGAUGUCGCAGAGGUCACACAGAUUGUCUCCAAGUCUACGGGCAAGCCGUACGACAAGCGCGAGUUGACGCUCGUCGAUGACAGCGGCUUCUCUGUGCGUGUGACCAUUUGGGGUAAGACCGCAACGGCGUUCGAUGCCAAGCCUGAAUCCGUCGUCGCCUUUAAGGGUGUUCGUGUUGGAGACUUUGGGGGUCGUUCCCUGUCUCUUCUCUCCUCGGGCACGAUGGCUGUCGAUCCAGACAUCGCGGAGGCACAUAAGCUCAAGGGCUGGUAUGAUGCUUCCGGCCGCACCGACAACUUCUCGACACAUAACAACCUGGCAUCCGUAGGUGGUGCCACUGGCCGCCAAGACCAGACGAAGAAUGUCGAGCAAGUUAAGAAUGAAAAUCUCGGCAUGGAGAACGUAGACUACUUUACACUUAAAGCGACAAUCGUCUACAUCAAACAGGACAACUUCGCAUACCCCUCGUGCCGCAGCGAGGGCUGCAGCAAGAAGGUGACGGACAUCGGCAAUGGCUGGCGCUGUGAGAAGUGCGACGUGGUUCAUGAGCGACCGGAGUAUCGCUACAUCAUGUCUGUGAACGUCAACGACCAUACAGGCCAGCUGUGGCUUAGCUGCUUCAAUGAGGUUGGCCAGAUCGUGAUGGGAGGCAAGUCCGCGGAUGAGCUCAUGGCCUUGAAGGAAGAGGAUGAGACAAAAUUGGCCACCGCGUUCGAAGAAGCGAAUUGCAGGAAGCUAAGCUUUAGAUGCAGAGCGAAGAUGGAUACAUUCGGAGAUACUCAGAGAGUCCGUUACCAGGUCAUGAGCGCCACACCUUUGGACUACAAGAGCGAGGCAAACAAGCUGGCAGAGCUGAUCAAGCAGUACAGCCUCAACUAG